Molecule: messenger RNA, 2026 nt
Organism: Pisolithus orientalis
Lineage: Eukaryota; Fungi; Basidiomycota; Agaricomycetes; Boletales; Pisolithaceae
Exons: 13
Coding region: 59-1786 (575 amino acids)
Biological process (GO): cristae formation
Source: RefSeq, a predicted model, not a curated record
UAUCGAGGCGUUGCAGAUUCAAUACAGCCAGGCUUGUGACUGUCAACCGUCAACUUGCAUGUCGUCGCCGGAGCCAAGGGAGGAGGAAAAUUAUCUCUAUGCUGUGCUGAACCUUCCACCCACCGCCUCACAGGGUGAAAUUAGAGAGCGAUAUAGGGCUCUGUCAAUAACCUUUCACCCCGACAAACAGCACGAUUUGCGUACGAAGGAAGUUGCAGCCAAAAAGUUCCUCGAAAUCCAGAAGGCUUACGAAGUCCUUUCAGAUCCCUUUCUUCGUGAGGUUUAUGACGUUCUAGGCGCAGAAGGUUUGAAUAGGCAGUGGCCAACGGAACUGCGAUCCAAGGAUAGUGAAGAAAUCAAGGCAGUUCUUAGGCACUGGAAGAUUGAUCACAGCAACGAGAUUUUGGAAAAGCUUUUACAACCACGGGGGGCGGUGACGUGCGAAGUAAACGCAUCGCCACUUUUUGCGAGAGGCGAUGAAUGUCAUGGAGAAUCCAGAAACAUCAGUAAACGUUUGAGCAACGUCAAAGUUACCGGUUUCGGUGUUCGUCAUGGCAUUGUGAAGGCCAUGGGCCCAAAAACUGUUGUUGGAGUCACCUCUGAAGUUCGUCCAGGCUCGCGAGAUAUCUUCGCUGCUAGGGGGACUUUGACGGGAGCCCUGCGGCACCAGUUUUCUCCGCGAUUGGUUUCAGAGUUGACAGCGGCAUUCCUAAACCCACACAUCAUUACUGCGAAGACAACAUACAGUGACAACGAAAAUGCGGUGUCAGUUCAAUCUAACUUUAUUCCCGCCGUCUGGCAUUUCUUCCCCCCCGUGACCACGGUCUCCUUUGCGCGACGAUUGUUCCGCGAUUCUUUGACUCAAGGAUCAGUCACAUGGACGUACUCUCCGGAGCUACCUGGCGGAAAUCUCGAAUUUAAUGUCUAUUCUCCCAGAGAGUUCGACCUGGAUGAAUCUAUUUUUGGGGGUCCUGGGUCAACUAGUGGCUUAACCGCUGGAGUGCGGACCUGGUCCUACGGAUUAACGUUGGCUGGUCUGAAUUCGUGUAUCAAAGCUGAAUUCUCGCUGCUCUUCAACGAAUUGUCUCUCCGCCUCAAAGCUAGUGCAGAAGUAGGUUUCAGAAAUGUUGCCUACAUCGUAUCGGCAAAGUGGAUUGGUCAUCGAAGUGCAUUUGGAACGGGAGUGGGGUUAAGCACCAAAGGGGUGAUCUUGAGAUUCCAAUUAACGUAUCUUGAGCAAAAGUGGACCCUCCCGAUCACUCUUACGCCAGAUUACGAUCCGGAUCUGGCCUUCUAUGCGGUCGUAAUUCCCUCGGUUGCACUGGCUUUUGGUUAUCAAUUCUUCCUAAAGCCGCGCCGUCUGGCCCAACGUGCACGGUACUUUGAGGAUGCUCGACGGGCAUUGAACGACGAGAAGUCGGAACUUAAGAGGGAGAUCGAGACCACAACCUUAUUGUUGCAGGAUGUUGCAAGACGACGCAUGGAUGCGGAACGGUCGAGAGCAGGCCUGAUCAUUCUCGAAGCCACCUACGGACCGAGUCCGGACAAUGAAGCAACGGAUUUGGAUGUAGAUGUGACCGUACCUCUCCAAGCACUCGUUCACAACAGUCAGCUGUACAUAUCGAGCAAGACCCCCAAGUCAGGCAUUCCAGGCUUCCUUGACCCAGCUCCGGCAGCCCCAAAAUCGCUGCGUAUACGAUACUUAUUUCGUGAUCACACGCACUAUGCCGAGAUCUCUGACUCGUCGCCAGUUGUCCUUCCCUUGAAAGACCAUUUGGUAAUGUAAUGUGACCUUUAUUGUUGGAUACCCUGUUCUUCCCAGCACCUUGGUUGCUCCACAUCGUUUACAUUCAGGCGUCCGCCUAUCGGAUGGUUUAAUUCCUCUCCCAACUCAAUUGGUCUGUGCGCCACAACAUGAGCCCGACCGCUCCCCUUCAGUGUUGGCCUCGAUAUCAUACGCCGCUGACGUUCAUCUUCGAAACGGCGUAUUGGCAAGGAUCUGGGGAGCUAGUGCAAUAGCAGGACA